AUGGGGUUCUGUCCUGGCUACCGUACACCGGAAGAAUGCAUCAAAUGUCUCAACGAUUCCAGAGCUACUCUCACAAAGGACUGUCCAAACCAGAAAGAGGCAAUUCUGUGGAAUGCUGAUUGCACCUUGCGUUACUCUAACCGCUCCAUGUAUGGCCUCAUGGAGAACCAACCCACGGUGCUACUCUCUGUCACUUCGGAAGUAAGGGGUUCCGUUGAGCAAUUCAACAAAGCGCUGGAGAGCUUGAUGAGGAAGCUAACACGCAUAGCUGCGUCUGGUGACUCUCGUCGUAAGGAUGCUACAGGCAGUGAAAUGCUCCAGAUUUUCAAACCAUAUUCGGUUACACGCAGUGCUCGCCUGAUUUGUCUUCGGAAGAUUGCUCUAAGUGUUUGGAUGAAGCUAUCUCAAAAAUCCCAGAUUGCUGUCGGGGCAAGAGUGGGGGCAAUGUUUUGA
Vigna radiata var. radiata (mung bean) is the source of this 453-nucleotide messenger RNA. Its product is annotated as cysteine-rich receptor-like protein kinase 29. NCBI's taxonomy places the organism in Eukaryota, Viridiplantae, Streptophyta, Magnoliopsida, Fabales, Fabaceae. The coding region runs from base 1 to 453 and encodes 150 amino acids. The record is from RefSeq and is a predicted model, not a curated record. The transcript has a single exon.